UGACAAUAUUGACAUUCCGUCAGUUGAGGAAGAGCAAGCGAGCGAGUGAUUUGGGGCACUGUGUGCAAUUAUUUAGUGCUAAUGGUUUGAGCAAAUUGGUAGCUUUUCUUUUGACGCAUUUGCGACAUCGCUUACGUAUCAAUCAGCCGAUUUUUAUUUGCAAGCUUUGCUUUCGAAAGUUUCCUUUAUCUAGAACCAUCCAUGAAGGUUAAAACAGAAACGUGCUUUUAACUACUUCGACGAAAUGAGUAAGAAAAAGCACCAGCGCGAUCCGAACAAUGAGGACGAGUCGUCCGAGACGGGCGACGACAACCAAAACAGUGCAGAAUGCAGGCACAUUGGGAAAGCGGUGGAUUUGGGCAGACUGAAAAAGUCGCUGGUCAGCACUGGUUUUUUAACGGAGUGCGAAGAGUGCAACAAAGAGCCUGCUGAUGCAGACACGUCAGACAUGGCCAUCGAAUAUGACAUGUCGUUGUGGUUGUGCUUAAAAUGCGGGCACCAAGCUUGCGGCAGGGCUAAAAACAAGCAUGCACUUCGACACCAUGGAACCCCUCACUCUGAUUCACACGCAAUGUGCGUAAAUACAACCAUAUGGAGCAUUUGGUGCUAUGACUGUAACGACGAGGUGAACAUCACAUGCAAGAAAAAGCUCCAGGAAACUGUUGAGUAUUUGAAGAAACAAGCUGAAAGCAACAAAAUUAAACAAAAAAUUCCCACGCCUCAAAUAGAGGAUAAGGUCGUUGAUCUUGUUUUACCCCAACAGUUAAAUAAUAAUGACGGGCUCUUAAGAAAGCUAGGCGCCUCUAAUUUCACCCGAGCCAGAGGUUUAACAAACUUAGGUAAUACAUGCUUUUUCAACUCGGUUAUGCAAUGUUUGGGGCAGACGCCCUACCUCUUGCAACUGCUUGACGAAACUGAGAAUCCGGGCCAAAAGUUCAAGCUGCCGGGAGGCACUCUAAAAUUGCCGGACAAGCAGGAGAUCCAAGUACCACCAUUGGAAGGCGAAACCGAAAAAUGGAAUCCGCUGACCCAAACCCUCGCGGAAACGCUGAAAGAGCUGCAGAGCGGACGACCCGAGGUCUACAACCCUCGCGCCUUGCUCAAUCGCCUGACCGGUCGGAUGCCUCAGUUCGGGGGCGGGGACCAGCACGACGCGCACGAGCUGCUCAGACAUCUGCUCGAGGCCGUGCGGGAGGACGACCUCAAACGCUUCUACUCGGUUAUAUUAGAGAAAUUAGGCUUCACUCGGAAAACGGAUCCCGCGACCGUCGACGACGAGAAGAAGCGCAUCACCAAGUUCUACGGGCAGCAGGUGUCCGAGAUGCUGCUCGCCACCGAGCAAGUUUUCAGGGGCGUGCUGAUCAGCACGCUCCAGUGUCAGGUGUGCCACCACGUGUCGCAUCGCGACGAGUUCUUCCUCGACCUCAGCCUGCCGAUAUGCGAGAAGCAAUUGGCCCCGGUACUGCGCAGGAAAGCGGAAGAGAUUGAGGACGCGGCGAAGCCGUCCAAGUACCAGAUCAAGAAGGAAAAACGCGCGGAGAAGAAGAAAAAGAACAAGAAGCACCAAAACCAGAGGAACGGAGCGGCGGCGUCGGGGGCGCUCGUCCAGCAAGCGGACGACGUCUUCAUGGAGAACAAGUCGGAGAGCGAGUCGGACGCGGACGUAGAGGACAACGCGGAGGAGCCGCCCGACGUCAUAGCGUUGCCGGCUCCGCCCCAAAGCAAGGGCACCGAGUCCGGAUACAAUUCGGACAAGGUGGACAACAGCAGUCCGGAUUCGAACAAUCACCGGACCGAGUCGCCCGUGGACGUAGACGACAGCGGCGUGCCGAGCCCCACGGCCGCUGGGGGCGCUCCCAGCGUGUCUCCGACGAGUAUAGGCAACAGCCCCGCCUCCAGCGAGACAAACGUCGACAUGGGUAGCCCGCUGCUGGGUCAUAACAGUCCCGACGAGGAGUACGGCGAAUGCGCGGCGAGUUCGUUCCAGACGAGGCCGAUGUCGCGCCUGGCGUUCGUCGGGAACACUCCCAAAGGCGCCGACCUCAAGGUCGACUUGGAGAAGCUCAGCCUACUGAACGACGGCGAUUCGGUCAAAGUGGACGACAAGAUGGACGACGACGACGACGAAGAAGGGGGGGAGGAGCGCGGCGACGACGCGGCGCUGAUAGAUUGGUCUGGAACCCUCGCCUCCCGCUACGUCUGCGAGGAGGGGGAGUGUUCGGUCGAGUCGUGCCUGAACCAAUUCACCGAGUGCGAGCUGAUGAUGGGCACCAACAAAGUGAGCUGCGACAGGUGCACCAGGAACCAGCCGGGACCCGCGAAGAAGACCGUUUACACGGACGCGUCCAAGCAGCUGCUCAUUUACAACCCGCCCGCCGUGCUGAUACUCCACCUCAAACGGUUUCAGGUGUACAGGUAUCGGUCCGCGAAAGUGUCCAAAUUCGUCAAGUUUUCGGCGUUGCUCGACCUCGGUCCGUUCUGUUCGAAAAAAUCACGGAGCCUGCCGACGUUCGUGGCCGGUCAAUCGAAGGUGCUCUAUUCGUUGUACGGUGUGGUGGAGCACAGCGGUUCGAUCCACGGUGGCCAUUACGUGGCGUACAUCAAGGUGCGGGCGCCGCUAGACGAUCGCAGUCCCCGAUGGAAUUUCAUCCCGAAAAACCAAAAGGGCAACAACAACAACGGUACGCCGCUGGACCCGGAACCGCCGCCGGGCAAAUGGUACUACAUUAGCGACUCUUACGUGUCGGAGGUGUCCGAGUCGAAGGUACUGUCCGCGCAGGCGUAUUUGUUGUUUUACGAGAGGAUAUUGUAAUUUUUUUUCUGUUUCCUCCGACAACCCCCCCCCCACAUCCCAUCGAACUCCCGAUUUUUUUUUCGUAGAUUAAUUUUUCAUUAUUUAGGUGGUUAUCGAGUAAAAGAAAAACUUUUUGUCGAUCUGAGACUGGUCGUUUUAUUUCGCGCGGAAGAGACACGCCCUAUACCGGGUGACACAAGAAAGUGGCGACACUAUAUAGCUUUUAAAAGGCUUGAGAUAGCGAUUUAAAAUUUGCAGCGGUUAAUAUAGGCUGAACGUCCGACGGUUUCACUUCUGAUUUGAACGGAAACGGAAGAAUUUUACAAGACGGUUUUUCUCAUUUUUUAAAAUUUUUAUUUAAUUUUUGUGCCUACGAGGCUGUGACCAUCAUAAAUACUAUUUACCGGGUCACCUGAUCAUGGGAAAAAUUGUAAAUGAAACUUUUCUUCACUCGUCUAACGGCAAAGAGCAUUUAAUGUAAUCUACUAUUAAUUUUUUAGGAUAAUCUAGUUUUUUCAAAUAACACCCUAACGGGAACCAAAUCUUUUUAAAGUCGGUACUUUUUUUGCAACAUUUUGCCACCAAAAUUUUCAAAAUCCGUUAACAAAUAAGCUCACUGCAG
This is a messenger RNA of Cylas formicarius (sweet potato weevil), 3416 nucleotides long. It is a transcript of the gene Usp16-45, whose product is annotated as ubiquitin carboxyl-terminal hydrolase 16/45. NCBI's taxonomy places the organism in Eukaryota, Metazoa, Arthropoda, Insecta, Coleoptera, Brentidae. Bases 245 to 2812 code for a protein of 855 amino acids. Gene Ontology annotation, biological process: protein deubiquitination. The record is from RefSeq and is a predicted model, not a curated record. The transcript is spliced from 6 exons. Gene Ontology annotation, molecular function: zinc ion binding; cysteine-type deubiquitinase activity.